This is a messenger RNA of Parnassius apollo (apollo), 438 nucleotides long. NCBI's taxonomy places the organism in Eukaryota, Metazoa, Arthropoda, Insecta, Lepidoptera, Papilionidae. The record is from the annotation of a GenBank genome assembly.
AUGACACAGAGGGGAACGCCUAUAGGACCACUGCCUGGGGGUCACCAGGGUGCGUCUAAAGCUGGCGCUGGGCGUGGCAGCAUUCGGACCGCCCGCCGAGCGCGAGGAGCUGCACGAUCACCUAGCAGCCCCCCGCAUCCAUCAUCCCCACCAGAAGGCUUGGUGUUGACUGGUUCUUCUCGAACUCAGCAAGCGGCACCCAUCGCUGAUGGAGCACGUCGCAUGCGUUGGACAAAAACUAUGAACCAAAACGCAUUUCGGGUGUACUAUAGGACGAAAGGGGAAGAAACUGCAGGGACAGCAUAUAGGGCUUGGAUGCAUUGCUUUUUUGCUGAGCUGGAGCCAUCUAUUCCCGUCAAGGAACAAAACCUGGCAGACCGAGCUUGGUACAUCACGCGUUCGAAAAUAUUUGAUGAUGUCGGACGCGAACGACUAUGA